Molecule: messenger RNA, 4256 nt
Organism: Chelmon rostratus (copperband butterflyfish)
Lineage: Eukaryota; Metazoa; Chordata; Actinopteri; Chaetodontiformes; Chaetodontidae
Product: mucin-17-like
Exons: 30
Coding region: 14-2719 (901 amino acids)
Source: RefSeq, a predicted model, not a curated record
AUAAACACCGGACAUGAGCCUCCAGGUUUGCGGCUGCUGCGGUUGGUCCAAAGUGACGACCUACCAUGGCCUGAGAGUUCACCAGGGGAGGAUGGGGUGCACAGAGAGGGGCGUGAGGGUUGAAGAGCAUGAACAGCAGAACCUGUGGGCUAAUGUGGGAUUUACAAACAAUCAAAAGGACAGUUUCGGUAUGGAUCUGUACGCUUCUAUCAGGAUUGACUACUACUCAGACAUGAGCCUGCGGGUUUGCCACUGUGGCUGGUCCAAAAUGACGACCUACCACGGCCUGAGAACUCACCAGGGGAAGAUGGGAUGCACGCCGAAGGGAAUAAGGAUCCCAGAGAGGGAACAGUUAAACUGGAAGAGUCCGAGGGAAGAAGUGGAUCAGAGGAAAUAUAAGCCAGCGAAGAGAACCGCUGUCAAAAAGGAGACUGCGCCAUCGCCACCAAUCACCAACAUGCGUACCAGCUCUGCAGCAACGACAGCCACAAUCAAGGCGGAGAACAAACCAUAUUUUGCAACUGAACAGUGCUCACGUCGUCAGCAGCAUGAUUUCUACGAUGAUGUGCAGGUGAAUAGACCAGUAAGAGAGCAUCAAACACCAACAUACCCUGCAACAGUAGUCCGACCUAAGGAGAAACAGUAUCAAGCAUUAUCACAGCCAGCAGACAGCAGAGCGAUGACUGGAAUUUGGAGCAUCAGCAGUCGUACCGACUCUGCAACAAGAGCAGCCAAAGUCAAGGAGGAGCCCAAAUCACGUGUGCAAAGAACCCAAAAAAUUCCACAACGGUCUUCUCAAAGAGCCACAAAGUCACACGUUCAGCCACAGGACUUGUCCACUGGGCUGCAGGGGAAUAGAUCGAGCAGGGAGCGUCCAAAUAUUCCACCCCAGGUAAAGAGUUUGGUCAGGGAGGGUCCAGCAGCCACAUACCCAGCAGCAGUAGUCCGACCUAAAGAAAAACAUCAUGUGGUUCAAACUUUAUCAAAGAAUGUGUCACCAAGCAUCGGCUCUGCAGCAGCAGCCAGAAUCAAGGAGGCGCCCGAAUCGCCUUUUGCAACCCCACAAUGGCCUUUCCAAAAAUCCACAAACUCAAAAGCAAGCCUUCAGUUGCAGGACUUGUCCACUGGGCUGCAGGUGAAUGGAUCUAGCAGGGGGCGUCAAACAACUCUACCUCUGGCAGCAGUCCAGCCGAAGGAGAGAAACAGGGAGCAUCAAACAUUGUCACAGGUGAACAGACCAGUUAGAGAGCGUCAAACACCAACAUACCCUGCAACAGUAGUCCGACCUAAGGAGAAACAGUAUCAAGCAUUAUCACAGCCAGCAGACAGCAGAGCGAUGACUGGAAAUUGGAGCAUCAGCAGUCGCACCGACUCUGCAACAAGAGCAGCCACAGUCAAGGAGGAGCCCAAAUCACCUUUAGAAAUUCCACGACGGUCUUCUCAAAGAGCCGCGAAGUCACGCGGUCAGCCGCAGGACUUGUCCACUGGGCUGCAGGUGAAUGGAGCUCCACCUCUCCACCAAACAACUCCACCUCCGGCAACAGCAGUCCAGCCGACGGAGAGAAACAGGGAGGAUCAAACAUUGUCACAGGCGAGGCAAAGCAGAGUUAAACCUGAAAUACCACCAAAACCGCAGCUGAGAGGGGAAAGAAUCAGUGAGAUCAGACAAUUGGAGACAGUCUGCGAGAGUGUCCCAGAUUCAAAAAGUACCAACACCCGAACAAAUUCAGCAGCAGCGGCAGAGACCACGGCAAAGGAGGAUACCAAAUCAUUGGGUGAAACUGCACAGCAUGAAUUCUCUGCCGGCAUGAAGGUGAAGGAGCUGGCCCGGAUGUUUUCGGCGACCACAACCCAGGAAGCGGCAGCCCGACCAAAGAGGAAACACAGACAGGAACGAGAGCUAUCAGAGGAGAUGCAGUUAGCCCAGAAGCUUUCAGCAACCACAGCCCAGGAAAGAUCAGUCCAACCAAAGGAGAAAAACAAGGAGGUCCAAAAACUGUCACAGAACGUGCCGGUUUCAACAAGUGCCACCACCCAAAUGAAUCCUGCAUCAGCAGAAGCCGCAACUGAGGAGGAUCCUACAUCAUCGAGUGAAGCUGCACAGCUCUCAGAUUCCUCCACUGGCUUGAAGGUGAAGGAACUAGCCCAGAUGUUUUCAGCGACCACAACCCAGGACACAGCAGCCCGACCCGACCUAUCGCAAGCAAAGUUUAUAUCCGGGAAGGUGUCACCUACCACAGUCAAGGAAACUGCAGUCCACCCAAAGGAGGAAGAAAAUGACGAUCAAAACCGAUCACAGAACGUGCCAGUUUCAACAAGUGCCACCACCCUAAUGAAUCCUGCAUCAGCAGAAGCCACAACUGAGGAGGCUCCUACAUCAUUGAGUGAAGCUGCACAGCUCUCAGAUUCCUCCACUGGCUUGAAGGUGAAGGAAUUGGCCCGGAUGUUUUCAGCAACCACAACCCAGGAAACUGCAGUCCAACCAAAGGGCAAAGACAGAGAGAAACAAAGACUAUCACAGAACGUGCCAGUUUCAACAAGUGCCACCACCCAAAUGAAUCAUGCAUCAGCAGAAGCCACAACGGAGGAGGUUCCUAAAUCAUGUGAAGGAACUGGCCCAGAUGUUUUCAGCGCCAACAACCCAGGAAACAGCCGUCCGACCAAAGCCCAAAGGCAAGGAGGAUCAAACCCCAUCAUAGGCACAGCACCGGUGCCUUGAUUGUGCUGUUUUUAGCCUGACCAGUCAAGAUUGAAAUAUCUCAACAGCUAAACGAUGGAAAUUUUUGCAGACAUUCACGGUGCCCAGAUAAUGAAUCAUAAUGAUUUUAGAUUCCCCCCAUCACCAAUAAGUUUUCCCUGAUCAUUUUAUUUAGUACUGUCAUCAGGUAGAAAUAUUUAUUUAUCUACUUAAGGGAACCUUGCUCAGCUGGAGAUCUGAAAUGUGGUGAAAUGUCAUAGUUCUAUAUGUCUAGAGAUUUAAGACCAAAAUCCCAAUUUACCCAGUUUGGCUCACUAUAGCACUGAUGCAGUAACUUUAUCCUGUACCCAUUGGUAGAAAACAAGUGGGUCAUCAACCCAAAACAUUAGUUUUUUUUACCCAUUUUUUAUAUUAUUUGUUUAACCUGAACAAAAUGUUUAUGAUGUAGGGUGUAGUGUGGAGUGUUGUGUGUAAAUAUAGGCUAAAUUGUACAUGUUUAAGUGUUUUUCCGAACUCUGGUGCAUGUAAACCACUGCACACAGAUGCUUUGUAUCUGCAGAUGGGAAGAAAGUGAGCAACAGAGGGAAGAAGCAGGAAGCUCCGGGGAGGUCUGGUAGAUCCUGGGGCUCAGCAGGCUGACCUCUGGGAAGUCUGACUGGGAGGUUGUUGACAGCUGCAAGACAGGAUGGGAUCUGAGUGUAACAAGAGGUGAUCCAAACCGCAAGGGGAAACUCUUGCUUCCCUAAUAGCAGUUACUGGGUCACUGGAAACGACGAGUGUGCAGCCCUGACAGCACCGCCGGUUUGUUCUUCCCGGAAAGGAAAAGCACAAAACGUGGGACUGUUUGUGCUUUAUGAGGAAAAUCUCGUCUUCUUGUACAAUCUCACAUCUACUCGUGUACUGAGUGUUCGUUCUCUCUCCGUUUGCACCUUAAAGGAGAUGCUGAAAGUGUUGAUCCUCUGAUUAUCCCACCUGUGAGAUACCAGGAAUUAUGCAUUAGAAUGUUAAUAUGAGGGUGUGUGUGUAUUUACUGUUUUCAUUGUUAAUGUCAGCAUUUUAUGGUUAAUGUUAGCACUUUUGUUAAAGCUACAUUUUGUUAAAUAAUAAUCAAGGCUGCACAGUUGCAGGUGUUGUGUCUUAAAGCACCUUGUAUGGUCGAGUUCCUACAUUUCCCAUAAUGCAGAUGCAUCAUGUCUGUAAAGCUCAAUUAAGUUGGCCUCUUGAUGAGUAAGCUGAACUGUUAUUGUGCUUUAAUGUUUUACUUAAUGUAAUGCAAAGGACUGCUCUAUAGUUGAUCUUACAAGAUCUGCAGUUUAUUUCUACAUACCUAAUUAAGGAUAUCCUUUAAAGUUUUCUGUAUAAUAAGGAAGUGUUUUUUUUUAUUAGAAUUCAUACAUCCUAUCAAAUCUGUAGUAGCUACUCCUCUAAGAGUCCACAGUCCAGGAACUAAAAGUUGGCUGCUUAUCCUUAAAGCGACACUUUGCAUAUUCAACUUUUCAUUUGUCUCUUAUUACAAACAAUAAAACACAGUGUUGCUCAAAAAGUUUAAUUGAAAAAA